AUGCUUUACGUCGCGACAAUUCGUGACGUCUUCAGUGCUGUCAAAAAAGAUGAAUGGGGUAUUCGUCUGAAAUGUGGGAGACAGUUGACCAGUGAACCAUUGCCAAGCUUCUUCACCGAGGACGAGUGGAAAGGCCUCAAGGAUUUGAAUUGGCGUACAAAUAGCCGUAUUCACGUUGGCAAGGUUCCCACAACCAGCAAAAAGAAAUCGAACGUCAUUCUCCCGCACGCCAUUUUCAGUGAAGAUCGGGUCGACAGAUACAAAUCUAUUGCGACUAGAGCAAGCGUGGUGUUCGAAGUAACCGAGCUCGAAGUGAAAAGAUGA
Molecule: messenger RNA, 324 nt
Organism: Plasmopara halstedii
Lineage: Eukaryota; Oomycota; Peronosporomycetes; Peronosporales; Peronosporaceae
Exons: 1
Coding region: 1-324 (107 amino acids)
Source: RefSeq, a predicted model, not a curated record